AUGGCCUCUCGCUUCCGUCUUGGUCAACUCAUCAAAGGAAAAGCGAACACCUACACGAUCACCAAACCACUUCACGAGUGCAUUUGGCUCGCAACAAGUAGCCAGAAUGAACAGCCCGUCAUCAUCAAAAGCGUGAGGCAUUUUCGACUUCAAAAUAAACGUGACAUUCUUCAACGCUUUCAAAGCAGGACUUCUGCGCUUCGUCCUCUUAUUGAUGAGAUUCAAGAUCAGAGUGUUCCUCCUGCUAUAGUGCUAAAGUAUUUGGAUGACGAUCUAAUGCGAGCGUCUGCUGCUAAAAGGCUUACCACGCUUGAGAUUAAGCAGGUAGCGAAGAGGGUGUUGGAAGCUUUGAAUGUGUUACAUGAGGAUGGGUUUGUGCAUACCGACAUCAAGAUCGACAACGUAUUAGUAAACUACGGCAAAGGCGCUUCGCGAUUUACAGACGUUGAAUUGGCGGAUUGCGGUAAUACCGUUCAUAUUUCCUCGCCGUUCGCAAACGAUUGCGAUGUCAUCGGCGCACCCGUAUGGAGGAGUCCCGAAGCGCAACUUCAAAUAAGCUGGGGUACACCUACUGACAUCUGGUCACUAAGGACCUUGCUCAUAACUUUAAUAUACGGCGACUCCUGGUUCAUAUUCAGACCCGACGUCCCCGCUGACCACGAAGCUUACGACCUGAAGAUCCUCAUGCGCCACCAUCAAUUCUUCGGUCCUUUUCCGCUGUCGUAUCAGGAUAUUGCGGAUGAUGAGGCUAUUCGUAUUAUUAUGUAUGUUAUGCGAAGCGUGCCGCCGGAGAAAAUGAGGCCUUUUGCAAGUGCGGCUGAGAGUGAGAUAGCGAAGGAGGAUAAAGUGUUUAUACUUAGGAUUAUGAGGCUGGAUCCGAGGGAUAGACCGACGGCGGGGGAGUUGUUGGGGGAUGAAUGGUUUAAGCAAGUUUAA
This is a messenger RNA of Glarea lozoyensis ATCC 20868, 936 nucleotides long. Its product is annotated as Protein kinase-like (PK-like). Gene Ontology annotation, molecular function: ATP binding; protein kinase activity. The record is from RefSeq and is a predicted model, not a curated record. The transcript has 4 exons. NCBI's taxonomy places the organism in Eukaryota, Fungi, Ascomycota, Leotiomycetes, Helotiales, Helotiaceae. The coding region runs from base 1 to 936 and encodes 311 amino acids. Gene Ontology annotation, biological process: protein phosphorylation.